CGAGAUAAAAAGGUUUAUUACCCGUCCGUUGUUUGAAGAGUGGCAAGCGGCGAGAUAUCCAGUUUGACCUGGUUUCAUUUCGGAUCUGGUGGCCUGAAUUCUCCUUCAGCAAUGGAUGCACUGAGAAAACAAGCGAACAAGUUGAGAGAACAGGUUGCUAAGCAGCAGCAGGCAGUUCUUAAACAGUUCAAUUCAAGUGGUUAUGGAAGUUCCGAUACAAUAGUUAUAGAUGAAGUAGAGUUGCAACGACACCAACUGCUUGAGAAGCUUUUUGUCUCUACUCGAACAGGAAAGCAUUUUCAAAGAGACAUUGUCCGAGGUGUUGAAGGGUUGGUAUCCUCUGGUUCUAGACAGAUUGAAAUAGGAACAAAAUUAUCUGAAGAUUGUCGUAAGUAUGGAGAUGAAAAUCCCAGUUACAAUGGUGGGCUUUUAGCAAAAUCUGCAUGCAUUUAUGGCAUGGCCCGUGCUCAUAUGGAGAAGGAACGAGAUAACUUAAAUAAAUCACUCGCUUCUCAGAUAGCAGAACCUUUAAGAGCAAUGAUCACGGGAGCUCCUUUGGAAGAUGCUCGCCAUCUUGCUCAACGUUAUGACCAAAUGCGACAAGAAGCUGAGCUACAGGGAACUGAAGUUUCAAAACGACAAGCAAGAGUCAGAGAGGUUCCAGACAACCCUGAUAAUAGAAUGAAGUUGCAAGCAGCUGAAGCAAAGAUGCAAGAACUUAAGGCCAACAUGGCAGUUUUAGGAAAGGAGGCUGCAGCGGCAAUGGCUUCUGUUGAGUCACAACAACAAAGGCUGACACUUCAACGUCUAAUUGCUCUGGUUGAAACAGAAAGGAUAUUCCACCAUAGAAUUGCACAAAUUCUCGAUGAAUGUCAAGCAGAGAUGGUUUCAGAGAAGCAACGAAUUGAAUCUGCACCAUCUAUAGUAUCUGAUAAUUAUAUACCUCCCCCAACAUAUGAAGAAUUUAAGAUGAAUGGGAGUCGUGCAUCUCAGAUCUCGUCUUUAGAUAGAUCUGUUGAGAUAGCUAUGUAUUUCUUAGCUGAGGCAAUGCAUGCAUUUGAAGCUGAGUCAGAGGGAGAGCUAAGUUUAGCAAUUGGUGAUUAUGUUGUAGUUCGACAGGUUUCAUCUUCAGGUUGGUCAGAAGGUGAAUCUAAGGGAAAAGCAGGCUGGUUCCCUUCAGCUUAUGUCGAGAGGCGUCAACGUGUUCAAGCAAGCAAAGUUGCUGAAGUCUUUUGAGGGCUGUAGCACUGCUAAUCUUUGCUCUUUUAUCUCUACAUCUUGUCAUAUCGAUCUUCAAUGUAUGGAGCUCAAGAUUGUGUCGAGGACUACAGACUUCAUAAGCUACCUUUUAUUAAGCUUGAAUUUGCUCUACACAACACAGUAGAUCUUGAAAAUUCUGUUUGGGUUUUGGAAUGCGAAUAUUAAGCCUUGUUUAAUUUCAUUUUUUCUUCUUUGCAUAAUUAAAUUUGACCUAAUAGAGUUAAUGUAUUGUACGUACUUUGUUGCUUAGUACAUACUUUUGUAAAUGAUUGUAUAUGUAUGAUUUAUGAAUCUUUAUAAGUGAAUGGUUUGUUUAAGUUA
Cryptomeria japonica (Japanese cedar) is the source of this 1581-nucleotide messenger RNA. RefSeq names its product SH3 domain-containing protein 2. Bases 112 to 1236 code for a protein of 374 amino acids. The transcript has 10 exons. Gene Ontology annotation, molecular function: protein binding. NCBI's taxonomy places the organism in Eukaryota, Viridiplantae, Streptophyta, Pinopsida, Cupressales, Cupressaceae. The record is from RefSeq and is a predicted model, not a curated record.